AUGAACCUUCUGUUGCAACCACCUAAUGUAGCAUCCGAGAAUCAAAGGAGCGAAGACGAAGUAGAACACGACAUCAAUUCCCAAUACACCUCGCACGAUGAUGGCGCCGAACGAGAGUACAAGUCGCCCGUGGGCAUGGAGGAGUAUAUUGCAUUACAGGAGGAGUUUACGUUGCUAUCUGAGGCUCAAAAUGACUUGCAGCAAGACUUUGAAUUGCUCAAUGAGUCUCAGAGUACACUUGUAGCGGAGCACGAUGAGCUGCAGAAGUAUGCCACACAACUCGAAACCGAGCUAGAUGAGUUCAAAGAGCAGAAUGCAGAGGUAGGCAAGCGAUGGGCCGCUUACGAAGCCAAACACACUGCAGUGAAAGCGGAGCUUGCCGCGGCGCAGAAACAGGUCGAGACAUAUCUGAAGAGCACAACGGAAAUGCGGGAGAAGCUUGCCACGGCGGAAGCACAGGAGCAGACAAAGACCUCGCAGGUGCAAGCGCUACAGAUCGAACUCAAAUCACUGAAUGAUGAGCUCACUACACUGGAUGAAGAGAAAGGGCGGCUUUUGGCCCAAGCUGCCAAUAUGUCCGGAGAGAAUAGCUCCGUGAAAGAGGCGAUGAAAGCGGAAGUCGCAAGCAUGAAACUGGCACUCGAAGCGGAGGAAAAGAAAGCGGUAGAGGCUCGCAAUGAGGUCGUCAUGCUGCAACUCAAGCUGGAAAGCGAGGCACAAGAAGCCACGACGGAGAUGGGAAGUCUGCACUAUCAAAUCGAAAAUCUGCAAGUUUCCAUCAAGGAUGCUGAUCGGGUAAACCGCACGAUACAACGAGAACGCGAGGAGAUACAGAAACAAUUCGAAGAGUAUAAGAAGCGUGCGGGAAAGAUCCUUCAGGAAAAAGAUGUGCUGAUUGGACAGAUGAAGUUCGGCGGUGCGGGGGGCGACUUGAGCAGCAGCGGGACGGGGAGUACUGUCGAUGCUCAGCGGGAUAUGGAGGCAUUGCGGUCGGAGCUGCUACAAUCGCAAAUACAGAUUAAGGAGUUGAGAUUUGAGUUGAAGAAUGUCGAGGAGCAGCACGAAAGAGAUAUGGAAGUUCAGGCCGACACAGCCGACGAAUUAGAAAGUGAACUAAGUGCUAUGAGGACUCAGAUGCACCAGUUGGAGUCACGUCAUUUGAAUACCAUAGAGGAGUACAAGAGCUCUCUGGCUGAAGCGAAUGCGGCCAAAUCAACCUUGGCGCAACAGUUGCAAACACAACAGUCCGAGACUGCGCAGAUGCAAGCCAGUUUCACCGCUGCUGAGCCCCGCACAGAGGCCCUUGUGGAACUGGAAGCGCGAAUGAACAACUUAACGGACCAGCUAAUCAACCAGCAGCAAGUGGUGGAGAGCCUCACCACGGCCAACGCUACACUGUCCUUACAACUGGAGUCCGAGAAAAAUAAGUAUACCCGCGAUGUGACCAGGAGGCAGGAGGAGGACGAAGCGAAUUCUCGAAAGAUUAGCAAGGAUCUCGAACGUGGAAGCACUGUACCGCGCCCAGUAUAUCAUGAUCAACCGCGAGUUGUUCGAGGUUUCCGAAGCCAGAAUGUCAGGUCGGCGACGGGUGCGAUAGAUGCAUUUAGUAUCAAAGCUGGACUUUUCCUGCUGCGGUACCCCUACGCUCGUAUUGGAUUCCUGACAUAUGCAGUACUUCUUCAGCUCUGGGUAGGAUUUAUAAUGGCAACAUACACGCCAGAAAUGCAUAGUCAUGGAGAGGCCGGGAGGUAGUACGCAAAUAGUGGACAUUCCGAGGAGCGUGUGAUAUGGAAAAUCUAGUGUGAAUGUCAAGCUAUCAAAUCAUAAAACCCAAUUAAAUAGUGUCCAAUCCCA
Messenger RNA from Sphaeroforma arctica JP610, 1854 nucleotides. RefSeq lists its product as hypothetical. The transcript has 17 exons. NCBI's taxonomy places the organism in Eukaryota, Ichthyosporea, Ichthyophonida. Gene Ontology annotation, cellular component: Golgi cisterna; Golgi membrane. The record is from RefSeq and is a predicted model, not a curated record. Bases 1 to 1752 code for a protein of 583 amino acids. Gene Ontology annotation, biological process: retrograde transport, vesicle recycling within Golgi; Golgi organization.